Molecule: messenger RNA, 10068 nt
Organism: Lymnaea stagnalis (great pond snail)
Lineage: Eukaryota; Metazoa; Mollusca; Gastropoda; Lymnaeidae
Source: the annotation of a GenBank genome assembly
CUGAUACUUUGUGGACGGCUCUAGACCAGCGCAGGUAUUCAGUUAUUUUUUAUUAAGGCAAAAUAUUCACCUUAAAAAUAAAAUAUCUGCAUGGUUUAGAAAAUGCAACAUAAUUAUGAUUUAAAUUCCUGCAUUCAAUGAGAUUUAUGUGUUUAUUUUCUCUGGUGUGUUACAUAUUAUUUUUUGGGCCCAUAACUCUAAUACAGUAUUUUUUUUUAUUAAUCUGCAGACAGUUGUCUCCCCAGAAAACAUCUGAAAACAAAGAGCAAGAGACCCAUAACUGUCACAUUUGUCAAAAACAUUUCACGCGUAAAUAUGAAAUGGCUCGUCACUUGCUUACGCGUAUGCACAGGGCUCGGGCUCAGAAACACCCAGAGGCAGACUCUGUGGAGAUGUUGAAUAAAUACAACAAGUAUAUGAUACGACUGAGUCCUUUCCAGUGUGGCGUAUGCCAGUUUUAUUUUAACAGGCAGGUGGGUCACUUUUAGUGAGGUAUUUUUCUGAAUCCAUAUCUUAAAGAAAUAAAAACUCAAGUGUUUGGUUUUGGAUGACAUUGUCAAAUUAGUUAUGACUAUUUCAUUAACAUAAUGCACUUUAUGAACAUUCUACUAGGACUCCUUGGUAUUCCCUCGAAAGGCUGUAACUAGUUUUUUUUUUAAAGAUGGAAAUUAUAGAAAGCUUUUAAGUCAAAAAAAGCUGCCUCCCGCAGACCACUGAUAGAGGUGUCUUCAACAUUAAUUAAUUGAGAGUCAGUACCCCACGCACAUAGACCCAAAGGGAGCAAAAUAUGUCAUUAUUCAUGCAUUAUAUACAUUGGUGUGCACCAAAAUUCAGUCUUUGUCCCAGGUGAAGAUUUUCCCUGGCACCGCCCUGACAACAUUUGAUCAUAUUUAACAAAAACCUGCUUUUCAUACCAUUGCAAUACGAAUAAUAGUAAAUCAUCAAAUACGAAAUAAAAAAGUAAAUAAAAGCAAAUGUAAAUUCUAGUUUUCUGUUUACUUGAUUUAUAUAAGCUUUAUAAUAUUGUUGUUGAAUUUACCCUUUAUAUCAACUACCUGUAACACUUGUAACAUAGGUUAACCUGCUUCUGUUAACCUUUUCAUCUUUCUUUGUAAUGUUGGUUAAUUUAUUAAUUAUUGACAAGUUUUUCUAUAAUCUUGGUAAACAGUUCAAUGUAGUGUCUGCAUAUUUAAGCAGCAGCUAUUGAUUGCUCUUUAAAAGAAAUCAAUUUAAUCAACAUAGGCUAAGCAUAAAAUAUUUUCUGGGUUGCAUUUUCUCAUGAAAUUUUUGACCAUAUGCAAUGUUCAAAUUUUUUUUUUUUUUUUCAUUUAACUGAAAUAUUCAUGAUUGUCUAAUGGGAUACAUGAAUGGGAACACAUACAUUUUAUUCACUGCUUUGUUUAAAUAUCCCGUUUCAGAGAGACUUUCUGGAUCAUAUGGGCAGUUCCAAACAUGUGCUCACUUGUCAGGACAUGCUGGGACCCAUCAUGUGUGUGGCUUGUAAAUACAAAACUCACAAGCACAAUGAGGUGAGCCAAAAAAUGUGCACUAUGUUAAUCAGAGUCAGAACCUUUUAGAUCUGGGCCACUUGAUCUUUUUAGUCCCCCCUUAUUUUAUCCUGGCUCAGUGAUGUCGCUUUGAUCUUGAAUUUCUCCAUUCUCCCAUUUUUAAGGUAUCAUUUGUGUCCUAAAAUGGAAGUUUUGAAGAGACUUUCUUAAAAUUUGAAUUAGAUUCAAAUACAACAGUAAUAUUGAUUGAGAUCAAACUUGGGUACUUCUAUUAAAACACAGAUUUAAAUUCAUCAUUGACUAUUAGACUUUGGCAAUGACCAGUAAAUAUUUGAAUGUCAAUGUGAGACCCAUGUGAAUGUGAAGCUCAGGCAAAUUGCUCCUGUUGGGAACACUCCCCACCCUCCCCCCUUCCUAAGAGAUUGCCUAACCACAGUAACUAUUUGAUAUAACUUUGUGUAAUCAAACUGUUCUAUAUAUUAGGGAUGUUGUGUUUUAUGUGCUACUGCAUCUGCAGUACGAGAGGUGUUAAAAUAGCACAUUCCCCUCUCCUCCCAAACUGAUCCCAUUUUGUUAUGCAACUCUAUUUAAAUUGUGCGCACUGCUGUGUUGUUCAGAUGAUGGAACAUGUUCAGUACCCAGAGCACCUGGUGGCCGUUGAGAAGAAGCAUGGUACCUGUAUAGUGAGAGAAAGCCACACCCGCAUAACGUGCAAGUUCUGUGGUGUUAAGAUGUACUCUGCCGUGAGGAUGAGGCGCCACUGCCAGCGCAGGCACAAUGAUAGACUGACUGAGGUUCAAGUGGCCAUGUUUGUUAAACCAGUGGAGUACAACAAGUACGACUGUCCCAUGUGUAAAAAAUCAUUCAGAGCAAAAAGUCUUUUGCAGUUGCAUUUUUUGAAGGUAUGUUACAUUCUCAGACUCAAAAUAAUGUCAAUGUGGAGUUGUUGUUCUUUGGUUUGGGUAACUUUUACUGUCUUGUUUCUUUAAAAUAAUUGAGUGAUUCACAACUUAUGUGUAUCAAAUAAGUAUCUUUCCUAUAUUAUUACCACUUGAAAAUAGGGCAAAGAAAAAGAUGGACAGUAUAACAGAUACAAAGAAAAGCUUUAAAAAAAAAACUCUUAAAAGAAAAGAGAAAAUUACUUUUCUUUACUAGGAAUUUUCUUGACAGCCGUUAAAAAACAUUUUGCAUUUAAAGAAUGAUAUAUUUCUAGAGAAACAGUUGGCUGAUAAACACUAACACUUGUCUCUCACAGAUCCAUAAAAAUACGUCUUUGUUUAACUGCAAUGUGUGCAACAGAGGCUACUUAGACCAGCGUCGACUAGACAAUCACCUUAGAACAAGGUUCCAUGCCAAACGUGUUAUUGCUCAAAAACUGACCAGUGCUCAAAAGCAAAAGUCGGCAGGACUGAGGGCGACUACAAUAGGGCAGAAAUUAAACAAGAGAAGAGGUGCUUUUUAAAAAAUCCAAUGAUGAUUGUAAAUUUGUACGCGCCUUGCCCGUUGAUAUACUAAUUAGGACUAUUAAAUAAAUUAACUUGAUAUGUUAAUCAAAGAUUUUCUUAAAAGAGUUUUUAUCUUUCAAAUUUACUUUAAGAAAUGAAAUAUUUUUUAAAAUUUACAGAAAAAUUAAAACAUCAUUAAGGUUAUACAAAUUGUUUCCAUUAUAUUAUUCUAUUUCUGAAAUAUCGCAUCAUUUAUCUUGCCCCCCUCAGGUCGAGCUAAAAGAACCCUAGUGCGACCUCUUGAUGUAAACCAAGGAGCAAAGGUCACAGAUCAGAAGAAAGAAGACCCCAAAGAUGAUUAUAGUCAGAGGCUCAGAAGAAGUACAAGAAAGAGGAAGAAAAUGGAAUUUUUUGAUGAUGACCCAGAGGAAGAGAAAGAGCCAGAGCCUGUUCAAAUAACAGAGCCAGAUCAUGAGAUCCAAAUUAACCGCAAGUCCAGAAAGAAAUGGACUCGCCUCAGAAACGCAAAGGAUGGCCAGGGAGAGAAAAAGAAAAUUAACUUAUCUUUAAAGAAUUCUGGGACUGAUAAGAGUGAAACUUCAGAUGGUAAAGCUGAACCAAUGAACACCAAGAAUGAAAGUGUGAUAAGUGAAACGACCAACCAUAAGGACAAAAACAGCAGCCCGGGAAAUAAAUCUAGUAGGAAGACCGUCAAGAAAACUGAGAAAACAAAUAGCGUGAAUGAAGAAAAUGCAAAUGAAAACACUGACUGUUUAGAAGAAGAUUCUGAAGAAAAUUUUUCAGAGAAAGAUGAGGAUGAUGAUGACUUUAGUCUGGGGGAGGGAGAAACUGAUGCUCAAGACAGUGUUGAUGAGGAGAAGCUAAAUGAGGCCAGCAAACAUAUCUUCUCCUGCACAUACUGUGAUUUUGCUGCCACUGACCUCACAGGACUCAGGGGUCACUAUAAUGAGAAUCACCCCAAUGACAUCCUGACAUGCCAACCAUGUAACCAGUACUUCUUGUCACUGAAGGUGAGACAUACAAUUUCUUUUACUGUUUUCAUGUUUUGGUUCUUACAUUUGAAACAAACUUUGUUACAAUGACUUAGCAUUGAAAGUGACAUUUUCUUCAUAAGAUUGUUUUACGUGGCUCAUGUCUAUUUUUACCCUCUUUACUUCAACAUGUCCGUGUCAUUUUUAAAACUGACUUCCUCAUAGGAGUCUUUGGAAAAAAUAAUUGCUAUCUAGGCUAUAUUUCCUCUCUUGAUUGAAAUUUGUAAAAAAAUCAAUUGUUAAAUAAUUGAUGAUUUCUAUGUUUUUGUUUUAGAAGAAGAGCCCACUGUCAACUUAUUUACAUCAUUUCAACUUGCCUUUUAUUUUAAUUUUGGUUUAAGCAUGUAAACCUACAACUGUGUGUUGACUUAUGUAAAUUAAAAACCUUAACAGAAUAUCAACUAAUCACUGUUGUUUUGUUUACAAGAAUGAAAGAAGAAGAAUUAACCAUGGAAUGAAUUUGUGCACAGGCAUAUAAAAUCCACUGUUCUGGUCGAGGCCACCAGCUGAAGCUGAGGGAGCAGUCUGGUGAAACCAAGAUGCACAAAUGCCCAAUGUGUGACAAGCGUUUCCUGCAGGAAUCCUGCUGUCUGCUUCACCUGGAGACGGUGCAUCGCCACCCGAGCUGUGAGACUGACAUACAGAGGAUUAAUAAAGGCCAGGACCUGGUCACCCAACUCUAUGGUGACCAUGUCAAGCAGGUAAUACACUACUUUAAAGCUGACCCGAGAAUGAAUGUUACUUAUUAGGUCAGAAUUGUCCUGUCUUUUCAUUUCAAGCUUGAAGUGGACCGAUACAUGUAUUUCCUUUACACAGCUAGAACACAAAUGCUCAUAUAUUAGUCUUAUGUCUAACCAUCUGUUUGUGUUGCACAAAAUUUGAAUAGUUUAACGUUGCCCACAAGCAUGACCUUUAAAUACUAAAAUUGAGCCGAAAGACUUCAGUAGUUUUUCAAAGAGUUUCUGAAAAUAAAGACUGGAGGAAUCUUGAUUGAAAAGCAGGGGCUCUUGUUAAAGUCUUAUGGAGUCUGGCGGUGAUAAGGAACCGCUACAUAUUCAAUGAAGAGUUGAUUGUUUUGUCGACACCCUGAAAUAUACCAUGGAGCCCACAAUGCCCAUGGGCUCCUCAAAUACCAUGGAGCCCACAAUGCCCAUGGGCUCCUCAAAUACCAUGGAGCCCACAAUGCCCAGGGGCUCCUCAAAUACCAUGGAGCCCACAAUGCCCAUGGGCUCCUCAAAUACCAUGGAGCCCACAAUGCCCAUGGGCUCCGCAACUUAAAAGAUAUAACGUAGCAUUUAUUAAUUGUGCAUAAUUAUAUCUGCUGAAGAAAGCAAUUAGUAAUAAGAGAUCCCUGUUUUGUCUUCUUUAAAGUUUCACCUUACGUCUUGAAUCUCCGACUGCAACAACUAUUGGUACUUUGGUGUCCACACGUAGAUUUUUAAUUUCUGAAUAGUGGUUGUUUACUUCCAUUAACAAAAGCACCUAACCCACAGGUUGAGAGCCUCAGCAAUGAGACAUCUGUCUCUUGUCCAGAGUGCGGUAAAUUUGUUAGAAAAGACACCCUUGUGGAGCAUCUCCGUCUGCACACAGGAGAGCGCCCAUAUGCCUGCCGCUUCUGUAGUAAAGGAUUCGCUGGCCGGCUGACGCUGAGAAGGCACAUCUCUAGUCACCUCAAUAUGCCCAUGUUCAUGUGUGACACGUGCGGCAGAGAGUUCAAGCGUAACAGUCAUUUGAUCAAACACAUUCGACAGCAUGACUUUGAGAAGAAGGGCGAGAAACAUACAUGUCAAGUAAGUAGCUCAGCCAGAUUGCCUUAAUGAUAGUGUAAGGCCAGAUUGCCUUAAUGAUUAGUGUCUAGCCAGAUUGCCUUAAUGACUAGUGUCUAGCCAGAUUGCCUUAAUGAUUAGUGUCUAGCCAGAUUGCCUUAAUGAUUAGUUUCUAGCCAGAUUGCCUAAAUGAUUAGUUUCUAGCUAGAUUGCCUUAAUGACUAGUGUCUAGCCAGAUUGCCUUAAUGAUUAGUGUCUAGCCAGAUUGCCUUAAUGAUUAGUGUCUAGCCAGAUUGCCUUAAUGACUAGUGUCUAGCCAGAUCGCCUUAAUGAUUAGUGUCUAGCCAGAUUGCCUUAAUGAUUAGUUUCUAGCCAGAUUGCCUUAAUGAUUAGUGUCUAGACAGAUUGCCUUAAUGACUAGUGUCUAGCCAGAUUGCCAUAAUGAUUAGUGUCUAGUCAGAUUGCCUUAAUGAUUAUUUUCUAGCCAGAUUGCCUUAAUGAUUAGUGUCUAGCCAGAUCGCCUUAAUGAUUAGUGUCUAGUCAGAUUGCCUUAAUGAUUAUUUUCUAGCCAGAUUGCCUUAAUGAUUAGUGUCUAGUCAGAUUGCCUUAAUGAUUAGUGUCUAGUCAGAUUGCCUUAAUGAUUAGCGUCUAGCCAGAUUGCUGUAAUGAUGACAGUGUUUGGCCAGAUUGCUAGACGUAUUGUUUGCUGUCCCACUAAUCAGAUGCAAAGUUUGCUUCAUCUGUAAUUGUGAAUUGAGAUAGUUUUCUAAGAAACAAUUUGAGCGCAGUAAUUUGUUUUACAUUAUUUAAAAAUACCAGGUCUACAGACCUGUUUACUCUUGCGAUUUUGGCGUACAAUGUACGAUUUUGAGGUUAUAAAUUAUAUAUAUACUACAUAUUUAUUUUUUACUAUUAAGAUAAUGUAUUGAACGAUUUCGUGAUGAUAUUGUACGAUUUUAAGAGUUUGAGAGUAAACGGGUCUGGGUCUACAGUAAUAUUACCUUCAUAUAUUACCACCUAGACACUGAAUGUAAGACAUAUGUAAGACGUAGUAUCAUAUAUUGAAGAUGAUGUCUUUAAUUAAUUGUUCAUUAUACUGAUGUUCUGAUACAGCUCAAGAGCUAGACAUAAGAAAAAAAGAUCUACAGAAAUGCUUUGAUAAUGACAGUAAUUUUUGUGGUAAAGUCCCAUGAAAAUUUCUCGGUAUCUUUUAACCAUAUUGUAUUCUUUUUAUUGUCACUCUGGCUCUUCAAAUUCUCUCUGUACAGUCCAGUAACGGCUCAUAAAAACAAUGUUCCCCAGAUAUAAUUUUUUUUUUAAAGUUUUAUUUCCUAUAUAAUAAUGAAGUUAAAAAAAUUUAAAGACAAAUAUUUAAAAUCUCAGUUUCUAUGAACAAAUAUUUUUUUUAUAUCAAUAAAUUGUGGACAAUGAUAAGCUGAAAUGGUGCUAAAUGAAAACUGUGACACAUAAUUUAAUAUUUUCAGAUCUGUAAAGCUUCAUUUUUCACACCGGAGGAGCUGUCCCGUCACAUGAGACGGCACGGAGAACGCAACUACAAGUGUGCCUGGCCAGGAUGCCACUGGACGUUUGUGCUGAGUGGCGAGCUCAAGUCCCACAUGUUCACUCACACGGGAGAGAAGAAGUAUCUAUGCGACAUCUGUGGAUUCGGCGCACCCACCAAAACCAGGCUGAGGAGGCACGAGAAGACCCACGACAAGUCCCGCAACUUCAACUGUGACUACUGCCCCUACAAGGCCUCCUGCAAGACCCACCUCAAGCGGCACAUGCGCAUCCACAUCAACUCUCGCCCGUUUGCCUGUCCCUACUGUAACUAUACAUGCAACACUCAUGAAAACAUCCGCAAACACAUCCUCAAGACUCAGAAACACAAGGGCAUGAAGCUUUAUCCCUGCAAACUGUGUGGUAACUUUGGUUGUGACUCCAGCAAAGAAUUCCGUGCUCACCUCAUGACUGUUCACGCCAAUUACCUGCGGGAAAACUCCAUUGACUCUCUGGCAGUGUUCUCUGGACUUUAUAAACGGGAAGAAGACUUCCAACAACCAAAGGAGGGUUCUCAAAUCAUCCAGGUGACCAAAGGGAGAUUUUUUAGAUCCUACCAGAACCCCGAUGCCCCCAUCGAGCCACCCAAGCCCAAAAAGCCCAAGAAAUCAUCUCUUAAAAGCAAGAUGGAAGAGGUCAAGGUCAUCAUAGUCCACCCAUCUGAACUGGGGGAAGAUGUGGACAAACUGCAACACAAGGAGGAGCCAGAACAGUUCCUGCAACAACUGCAGCAGGAAAAGAAGGGCCAGCUGCAACAGCAGCAACAUCAUCUCUCACAAGCCCACCAGCAACAGCAGGGACAGCUGCGGCAGCUUCUGCAGGACCAACAACAGCAUCAGAAUCACCAGCAACAAAUGAUGAUGGAACAGCAGGAGGAUGAGUCACAAGAAGAAGAAGAGGAGGAAGUGGAGCAAGAUGAUGAGGAAGCUGAGGAAGAGUCCAGCCAGGAGACGGAGGCUCAGCAGUAUAUAGAAGUCCCCAACAUGGUCAUCCAUUCCUUCAACCCACAGCAGUCCCAGCAGCUGUCUGGUACCACCGUCUCUUUCACGUCCUCCGUGUUACCCCACACUCAGCCCCAGCAGCUUCCCGUGACAGUCUCAAUGACUGAUGACAAACUGUACUGGACGGUGCUACCAGAACACAAAGUUGUGCUCCCCGCUGCCCCCACCCCUGAACCCUGGUACUCCGGCAUGCCCCAAGUCCAUGCACCGACAUCCCAAGAGCUGCAGCAGUACAGGCCUAUAGAGGUGACCACAAGCCACCCUGGCAACUUCUUGUCCAACUCCUACUUCUGUAACAUCCCUGUGGGGGAUAUUCAGACAAUACAGAGUACAGUGGGGUGCCCCAUUUAUACUAGCCUGGUGGAGAAUGUGGUGGUGCUGAGUGAUCCAACCAGACCAGAGACAGCAAGUCUAUGAGAGAUUUUCUAUCUCAGAAGAUGAGUGAUCAACCAGUCCAGAGACUGCAAGUCUAUGAGAGAUUGUCUAUCAGUCUCAGAAGAUGAGUGAUCAACCAGUCCAGAGACAGCAAGUCUAUGAGAGAGUGUCCAUCAGUCUCAGAAGAUGAGUGAUCAACCAGUCCAGAGACUGCUAGUCUAUGAGAGAUUUUCUAUCAAUCUCAGAAGAUGAGUGAUCAACCAGUCCAGAGACUGCAAGUCUAUGAGAGAUUGUCUAUCACCAUGCACAAGACUCAAGCUAUAAACAGCUUUGUUUGAUAUUUAUGUGAAAAGUGCCAAAAUGAUUUGUUAGUUUUCUUUUAGAAUAGGAUACAAGGCUUAUUACAUGAUCUAGAAAGAAUUUCUAGUAAUAAUCUUCAACAGCAUUCAUUGCAACUGUAAAUAUGUACAAACUUAUAUUUUGAAGGUAAUAGUUUAACAUUUAUUGAUGCACAAUAGACUUUACCCAUAAAUGAAUUGUUUCAAUCAUUAGGGGUGAGCCAGACAUGUUCAACAAUUCUGUCUCAAGUGUAAAUGUUAUUUAAAUACUUGAAGAAUCCAAAGCAAAGCUUUUAACACAACCACCAGCAAUCCUGCAGAUCUGAUUGUACUGAUCCUUCAAGCUUUGCUGUAAAACUAGCCAUUUAGUAUUAGAAGUGAAUAUCUCAGUUUUUACAAAUACUUUUUUGCGAGGAAGCCAAUGCAUCUCAAUCAUUUUGAUGAUCUUACCUCCUGUUAACUGAGCCAGGUGGAUUUUUGGUUUCUGUGCUGCUUUAUAUCAGUUGGGUAUUUAUUAUUCUGCCAAACAAAGAUCACGUUUCAUUAUUGUAUUUUACUCAGUAGUCUUCCAUAGAAUAGUGGAGAAGAAAUACAUGUUUUCUUAUGUUCACUCUUCCAGGUCAAUGUAGUAAUAAGUGGAUUUGUCUAAUGGUCAUACAUUCAGGUAGGUCAUAGAGUAAUAAUUUUCAAAAUCUGCUUUGUUUACAUCUCCCUUGUGCUAUUGGAGAACUGCUCACAGAAAGACUAGAGACAAGUUAUACAUUUAACUGGCAGCGAGGUUCAAUAAUUAAACAUUUAACUACUUACCCCCAGCUAGAACUUUCUGAAUUAACCAGAAAUAAGAAAUUUAGGGUGUUUUUUGUUGUUGUGUUGCAAUGUACUUUUAUUUUUAAUUUUCAAGAGACUUAAAACUAAAGAAACAAAUAUGGAGAUAGUGAUGAUAUUCUAGUCAAUUGCUGUGAAUAAUUCCUUCAAGGGGAAAUUGCGUGUUUUGAUAAAUGUCAUAGCAUGAAAUUGGAUCCG